AUCCGUUAACGCACAGCCACCCUGCGCGCUGUCAGUGUCCGAUACCGGCGACGUCAGUGCCAGUCUGUCCCUGGAACUCGUGGCUAUCGCGUCGCUCCAAAAAGAUGAAGCCGUCCGCGACCAGUGAACGAACGAACGGGUUGGCGUCUCCCACCGAGACGUUCGAAGAGGAAUCGGUCACACCACCUUCCACCGAACCACCGCACGUGCGGCUCGUGAUCGCCCUCGACCCCCUGCUGACGGUGCUCUCUAUUGUGCUGGACCUGGUGAAAGUGAUCCUGCUCGGUGUGCCGCUAAUAGUGCGCGAAAUCUACACCAUGUUUGUCCCGCGCCCACAGAAAGAUGUGCGCGGCCAGGUGGCGCUAAUUACCGGCGGUGGCAAUGGGUUGGGUCGUGCGAUGGCUCAGCUGUUUGCGGCUCGCGGUUGCCAGCUGGUGCUGGUGGACAUUGAUCUGCAAGCGGCCGAGCGGACGGCCGAGGAGCUAAGGCAGCAGUACGGCGUGGCAGCUCGUGCUUACCGCGUGGAUGUGUCCCAGUACGAGCAGUGCCGGGCGUUGGGCGAACAGAUUGAGCGGGAUGGCGCCGGCCCGGUGGACAUACUGAUCAACAAUGCCGGGCUGAUCAUGUUUGCGUUCGUGAACGAUUCCGAUGUCGAGCGGGCGAACAGCGUGAUGGAUGUUAACAUGAAGUCGCACGUAUGGAUGACGAAAGUGUUUCUGGAUGGAAUGAUCAAGCGUAAACGGGGCCACAUCAUUGGCAUAUCGUCAAUGUCCGGCAUGUACGCCUUCCCGUGGGGCGUCGUCUAUUCGGCGACAAAGUUUGCCGUUUCCGGAUUCAUGGCUUCGCUAACGGAGCAGCUGCGCAUCCAGGGACUUUCCAAAAGCGUCCGAACAACCUGCGUUAACCCGUACUACGUGACGACACGAAAAGAUGUUAUUGAGUUCCUGCAGAAACCAAGGUUCGCUCCACUGACGGUAGACGAGGCCGCUCGUGAAAUUGUAAAAGGAAUUCUACGGCAAGAUAUCGUUGUGACGAUACCACGAUUAUUUGGCGUUUUUACACGGUUUAUGUUGUUCUUCCCAGUGCCAGUUCAGCAGCUCGUUCGAGAUUAUUUAAUCCGCGAAUAUGAGCUAAACAACAAUCUACACAUGUAAGCCGCGUAUCCGGCAAGUGAGGGAUUUUUUGUUUACCGAAAAUGACCGAAUAACUGCAUUGCUGCCCAUAGUGCCGAUAAUCAUUAAGCAGAGUGACUCGAGGUUUAUGCCUGAUUAGUAUUUGAGAACUUCGUACGGAAUAGCUCCAUCGUUAUACUGUGUUAGUCAUUCGUUGCCUUGUGUAGCAGUUGAUUAUUGUGUAUGCAAUGGUUGCAUACGACAGAUGAGCUUAAAGUGAAUUCAACUACUUGAAGUGAUAGAUCGUUUAAAUGAUAGCAAAUAAAAAUUAUAAUGGGGGAUAUUUGUCAGGCAAAUUACAUUUUCAAUGCG
This is a messenger RNA of Anopheles merus, 1484 nucleotides long. RefSeq names its product 17-beta-hydroxysteroid dehydrogenase 13-like. NCBI's taxonomy places the organism in Eukaryota, Metazoa, Arthropoda, Insecta, Diptera, Culicidae. The transcript has 4 exons. Gene Ontology annotation, molecular function: oxidoreductase activity, acting on the CH-OH group of donors, NAD or NADP as acceptor. Bases 105 to 1154 code for a protein of 349 amino acids. Gene Ontology annotation, cellular component: lipid droplet. The record is from RefSeq and is a predicted model, not a curated record.